GGACAGAGCGAUACGCUGAUGUUCUUAGCGAAAAUUAUGUUUUUGUAGCAUCAAAAAUUUUGCAUGUUGCAUCUUUCACUGUACGAGAAAAUUCUCGUAAUAUGUAGUUUAAGCAGCACAAAUUCUUCUUCAAGAUGUAGUUAUGGCUUGUCAAAUUAAAAAUAUGUACAUGUAGUAAACACGCAUUUAGGGAAUGGAUGUUCUCUUAACUGAUUAACAUUUUUUUUCUAAUUUGAUAAGUGAAAUAUGAAUGAUGUGAAGUUUUUGUACAGUAAUUUGAUGAAAAGAAGACAAAGAAACGUCAACUUUGUUUUUAUUUGUACUGAAAUGUAGAUUAUGGUUGAAAAUAAUGAAAAGUUAACCUAUUUGGAAAAAAUAACAAAAUUAGUGGAUUAAAAUUGACGAAAAAAAGAAAGCUACAGUUUGAAAGAAAAAGAAGACCAAGGCAUUGAAAAAUGAAAUUGGUGUAUAGAGUUUUCGACAACGAAAUCUCGAAAGUUAAUAAAGCAAACAAAAGCUAAAUCUACCAUGUCAACCUCGGAGGCCAACGAUAAUUCCAAUCUGAAUCUUCUGACGGUAAAGGACGAUGCUGUCCAGUCAGUUGAUAGUGUCGCUUUAAAUCGUGACGGUGUCGCCGAAGUAGAUGAAGACACAACUUGUGGAAUAGGGAGUUUCAGACCCCAAUGGAUUCAGUCAUGGGCUACCCCAAAAAUGUUCCUCCUCUUCUUUGCAAUAACAGGCGUUGUUCAGGGCAUGUUCUUUGCCUAUCGGAUAGGUGUUCUGUCCACCUUAGAAAAGAGAUAUGCGUACGACAGCAGGGUAAGUGGUGCUAUAGUGAUGGUGGAAGAGGUGACACCAGUAUUUUUAGGGGCGCUUCUUGGGUACUUUGGUAGCAAAGGUCAUCGAUCCCGGGUCAUUGCUGUAGGAAUGUUUGCAAGCGUGCUUUGCAGUUACAUUUCUACCAUUCCAUAUUUCAUUUAUGGGUCUGCUUCCGAAUUUUCUUCCCUAGCAAUAGAAAAUAAAACAAGUGAGGAUAUGUGUGUCAUUGAGACAAAGACAGAUACUUGCAACGAUGAAGGAAAACCUGCAAAAUUGCCAACCGUUCUAAUUUUUAUGUUGGCAAGCGUUUUUCAAGGAUUUGGUACAAUUGCCUUUCAUGCCAUUGGAGUGCCUUAUUUGGAUGAUAUUGCUAAGAAGAGGGACGUUCCUCUCUAUCUAGCUGUCACACAGGCCUUGAGAACUCUUGGACCAGUGUUUGGAUUUCUUUUGUCGUCCGUCUUCCUAAAGUACUAUGAAAGUCCUAUGGAUGAUCCUGGAUUUGGACCCGAAGAUCCACGUUGGAUUGGAGCAUGGUGGUUGGGAUUUCUUGUUCAGGGAACCCUACUCUUUAUAUUUACAAUUCCAUUGCUUCUCUUUCCAAAAAAAUUGCCCGGGAAAAAGCAUGUGAAAGAAACUAACUUAGAACAGCAAAGCUUAAAAUCUCAUUUACUUGGAUUUUUCAAUGCACUUAAACGAUUGGGAACAAACGUAUUGUGCAUUUUCCUGUGGUUAAAUACAGUUAUCAGCGUUUAUGGAGGAGUCGGACACUUCAUGCUUCUUCCUAGGUAUAUGGAGCAGCAAUUUAGACUGUCAGCAGCUGAUGCAAGUUUAUAUUCGAAUCCUCUGGGGCUCACAGCCCUAAUACUCUCUCAACUUGGUGGUGGAAUUUUCAUAUGGAAGUUUCAACCAAAAGUGAAGUCCAUCAUCAUCGGAAUAAUAUCACUGGAAUUCAUUGCCUGCAUAGGUUGCCUUUUGUUAAUGAUACCGCAGUGUGAUAGAAUUGACUUACAUAAUAAUGGAUAUAAUGCAGAAGGAUUGAUCUUAGAGAACGAAUGUAACUCGAACUGCAACUGUUCUUUGAAAUCCUUCGCCCCAGUUUGUGGACCAGAUGGCAAAACGACUUACUUUUCACCGUGUUUUGCUGGUUGCAAAGAAUCUUUCUCUGGGAAAGAGAGUAAAAAGACAUUUACAAAUUGUUCCUGUGUUAUUGAUUUUUCGGAAGAAGCUAACAAUUUUGUUACUGAAGGAUACUGUUACGAAGACAAAUGUUGGUCUCAGGCAAUAGUUUAUAUAGCUUCACUUCCCGUACUACAAAUAUUAGUUAAUUUCUUGAAAGUUGGAUAUACAAUGUUGCUUCUGAGGUCUAUUGCUCCAGAAGAUAAAAGUGUUUGUUUAGGAACCUUCGAAAUGCUCAUCUGCCUGUUUGCAUUUAUUCCGUAUCCUGUUGUGUCUGGAGCAUUGUUGGAUUCAGCGUGCAUCAUUUUUGAGAAAAGUUGUGGUACCACAGGAAACUGCUGGUUUUACGACGUAGAUAAGUUCAACUAUCUGAUCCAUGGUCUAUCUGCAUUUUUUACAGCUGUUGGAGUGACAUGGUUCUUCGGCAUUUACGUUUAUCGAGACCGACUUCGUGAUUUUUAUGAAGAAGAUGAUGAUGAAGUGGACUAUAAAAUGAACACUGAUGUGAAAAAUACUGGAGACAUAAACCUUACGGAAAUGUAGCCAGGGUAUCAGCCAGAUAUUUUUGGAUAUAUCAUCAUGUUCAGACAAACAAAUCGAUAUGCUAUAUUUAAAGACAAAUAUUUUAAGUUUAAAUCCUGAAAAUUACGGUAUUUUUGACAAUACAUAUUAAACUAGAAAUAAAAAU
This is a messenger RNA of Uloborus diversus, 2683 nucleotides long. Its product is annotated as solute carrier organic anion transporter family member 74D-like. Gene Ontology annotation, biological process: sodium-independent organic anion transport; transmembrane transport. The record is from RefSeq and is a predicted model, not a curated record. NCBI's taxonomy places the organism in Eukaryota, Metazoa, Arthropoda, Arachnida, Araneae, Uloboridae. The transcript has 9 exons. Gene Ontology annotation, molecular function: protein binding. The coding region runs from base 529 to 2538 and encodes 669 amino acids. Gene Ontology annotation, cellular component: membrane.